Molecule: messenger RNA, 742 nt
Organism: Culex quinquefasciatus (southern house mosquito)
Lineage: Eukaryota; Metazoa; Arthropoda; Insecta; Diptera; Culicidae
Product: aprataxin-like protein
Exons: 3
Coding region: 137-685 (182 amino acids)
Biological process (GO): double-strand break repair; single strand break repair
Cellular component (GO): nucleus
Molecular function (GO): single-strand break-containing DNA binding; single-stranded DNA binding; double-stranded RNA binding
Source: RefSeq, a predicted model, not a curated record
CCCUAAACUAGACAGCAGUUUGAAACGAAGAUAAACAAACAAAUUUAUCGUGAUGAAAUUCGUGUUUUGAAAAUUUGUGUUGUGUAAAAAUUGUUUGUGCUUCCGUGUAAACUAAGCUUUCUCCACAUCCAUCACAAUGACCACCGGCAGCUGGUCUUACGCGCUGAUCCGGGACAUGAAACUUCCGGCGAACCAGUUCAUGCGGACGGAAGUGGCCGUAGUGAUGCGCGACAAGUACCCGAAGGCAAGGCAUCACUUCUUGGUCAUUCCAUGGGCCGACAUCGAUUCCGUGUACCAGCUUAGUCCGGCGGACAUUCCGUUGCUGCACGAGAUGCGAUUGCUUGGAGUGAAUGCAAUUGAAACGACGGGGCAAUCGCACGACCGCUUCCGGUUGGGAUUCCAUAUGAAACCGAGCAUGCACCGGUUGCAUCUGCACGUCAUUUCCCAGGACUUUGUGUCGGACCGGCUUCGCUACAAGGAACACUUCAACAGCUUUGUCACGGAGUUCUUUAUGCCGUUUGAAAGCAUUGUUUUGGAGCUGCAAGACAAAGGACGGAUAGAGCGGAGAUCGCAGGAACUGAUCGAACAUCUUUUGCGGCUUCCACUAGCAUGUAACCAGUGCGCGUUCCCGUGCAGUACGCUACCUCAGCUCAAGAAGCACCUGGAGAGUCACCUCGACAGUUAACCCAAUCUAGCUCAUUUGAUUAGGCCAUAAUAAAGUUUACAUUUCCAAUCCCGAAAA